This is a messenger RNA of Salvelinus sp. IW2-2015, 3728 nucleotides long. The record is from RefSeq and is a predicted model, not a curated record. Lineage: Eukaryota; Metazoa; Chordata; Actinopteri; Salmoniformes; Salmonidae.
AUUUUGUCGGAAGCAAGGAAUAGAGGAACUCUUGCUCGAUCGUUCUCUAUCACUUUCACGCUUGUUUUUAGCUAGCUAGCAUAUGGAUCAGUUGCCUAUCGACUGUAAAUUACGUCCUGACUAGCUUGUUAGCUGGCACAGCUUGUUGAUUUGUAGUCGAUCAACAGCACUGUCAACUCAAACAUAAUUGAUGUCUUCCAUAUGACAUCAACUCCAUGUUCUAGCUUCUCAAAUGUUGGUAUUUUUCAGACACGACUAGUUAGCUAGCUAUUGUUUAAUUGUAACUACUAUAUAUAUAUAUAUAAUGUUUUGGGGGGAUCUUUGCGUGUGAUGUGCACUCGAGCGCAGUAUAGCACACGAUUAUUUCAUAACCAUACGUGGACAUUGUGAAGGAAUGCUUGGCAUGUCACUACAAUGGCUAUCUUCCAUGUGAUGCCUAACUAUAACGUUACGUUUCAAAUGUCCAUUUGCGUCUCCUCCAAUAUCUAGGUUGUCUGCAGAGCAUACUGUAUCUUUAGAAACGGGUAUUUGAUAAUCCGCUCCAACUACGUUCCAGAUUUGUGAUUACAUCCUCGCCACCACGCCCACCCUACCACAUAUUUGAGGAACCCCCCUGCCCGCGUCUCGCAAGGCGCUUGUGAAGAACCUGCGGACCGAGCCGUGCAUUGCUAUGGCUCUGCUGACCCUGCACCGGCCCCCGUCCAUCUCCACGGCUCCGGAUGAAAGCAUUCCAAGAAGAGGGAGACUUCAGAAAAGGGAGAGCUUUGCUCUGGUCAAGGGGGCCGUCCUUCUCUUGGAAGGAGAGAGGGAGGAGCCUCAUGAAGAGACAUCACCCAAUCACUCUCCUUCACCCCUGAAGCUGGGGGGCGGAGCUUCAGACACACAGCACAGACAUCUGCAUGCCAUGGUGUCAUUACUAAGACCAGAGGACACUAUCAAACUGGCAGUGAGGUUGGAGUCAGUGAGUCCAGUCAGAGUGAGGUAUCUGAUCGUGGUCUCCACCCUCGGUAACAAACAGGAGAGCAUUCUCCUGGGCAUGGACUUCCCCGACACAGACAGUGAUCAGUGUACUAUCGGUAUGGUUGUGCCCAUAUGGAGUGCCACACAAGUGUACCUGGACGGAGAUGGUGGGUUCAGUGUCACGUCAGCAGAAGAGACAAGAAUCUUCAAGCCUGUUUCCAUACAGACCAUGUGGUCAGUGUUGCAGGCGCUGCAUGGCUGUUGUGAGCGGGCGGUGAAGGGUGCAGUGAUUCCAGGCUGUGGGCUGGACUGGGCCCAACACUACUAUGGGCAUGUGGAGUCUAAUCGCCUCUGUCUAAACGAGUGGGGAGCCAUGACAGGCCUGGAGUCAAUUAGGAGGGACAGCGCCGGACAGAGCUCGACGGAGAGGGUGUCUGUGGAGAGGCAGAUCAAAGAGGAACUCCGAGACAUCAUGAGAACAGAGGACCUGGAGAACAUCACCUCCAAACAGGUCCGCAGUGCCCUGGAGACCAGGAUAGGCAUGGAUAUGAAGAACUACAAGGAAUACAUCGACAAUGAAAUGAUGGUCACCAUGGCGCAGAUGGACAAGCCCUCCAAAAUAUUUGACUAUUUGUACCUGGGGUCUGAGUGGAAUGCUGCCAACUUUGAGGAGCUACAGAAAAACAAUGUGGGCUACAUCCUGAACAUUACGCGGGAGAUCGAUAACUUCUUCCCAGAGUCCUUCAGCUACAUGAACAUCAGGGUGUACGACGUGGAGGCUACAGACCUGCUGUCACACUGGAAAGACACAUACACCUUCAUCAACACAGCCAGGCAGAGUGGCAAGGCGGUGCUGGUGCACUGUAAGAUGGGCGUGUCUCGCUCUGGGUCCACGGUGGUGGCAUACGCCAUGAAGCAGCAGCGCUGGCCCCUGGAGGUGGCUCUGUCCUACGUCAGGGACCGCAGGCCCAUUGUCCAGCCCAACGUCGGCUUCAUGAAGCAACUCCACACCUACAGCGGCAUCCUUAACGCCAGUCAGCAGCGCCACAGCGCUCUCUGGAGGCGGAUGUCGCGAGAGAAGAGAAAGAGGUCUGCUGCUUCACGCAGCAAUGAUGAGGAGGACGAAGAGGAGGAGGAGGAGGAGGAGAGUGACGAAGAGGAGGAGGAGGAUGAAGAAGAGAUGGAGAGUCCGGAUGAAGUUGAUGAGGCAGAUAAAGAGGUAUUUGAAGAGCCUGCCCCCAAGGUUGAGACUGACGCAGACGCCCCACGCACGGAAUCGGCCGCCCCACGCACGGAACCGGCCGCCCCCCCCACGGACCCGGCCGCCCCACCCACGGACCCGGCCGCCCCACCCACGGACCCGGCCGCCCCACCCACGGACCCGGCCGCCCCACCCACGGAACCGGCCGCCCCACCCACGGAACCGUCUGCAGCCAAUCCCCUCAUCACUGUACACGACAGUGACAAGGCGUCCUCUCAGAGCCCCAGUCGCAGUGGCAGGAUGAACCUCUUCUCUCUCAUGCAGUCCAUCAACGAACUGGACAAUGAGGACCUAAGGAAUGAACAGAUUGCCAACAGUCACCGGCGGUCUCCAGGGCAGCGGAGGCAGAGUCAUGGACGGAAGGGCCUCAUGCAUCAGAGGGCCCAUGUGGAUGUUUCACCUGAGCCAAGCAGCCUAUCAGAUCCCAGAAAAUGUGAAGGGGCGGGGCCAAGUAAACCUGGGUCCAGGGAAGGAGAUACCAAGAUGAUGGAAGGGCGGUAGAGGGGGAGAGAGAAGGGGAGAAUGGAUGGAGAAAGAGAAGCCUAGAGUAGACACUAAUAGGAAGAGAUUAAAUGUUCUGCCUUCUUUCAAGCUAUAAACAUGAAUCACCCAAAGGUAUUUAUAUACAUCAUACUACUUAAGCCUUGUUCACACUGCAGGCCUUAAAGCUAAAAUCAGUGUUUUUCAAUUCUGUUUUGGAAUACUGACUGUCCAAACAGCAAGUUACAAGUGACCAAAUCAGAUUUGUGUUUGUUCAGACAGCAGGCAUUUGCUUACAUGGCUACACUAGUUGUCAUAGUAAUGAUGGGUGUGUGCGCGCGGUGGUGUAGGCUGAUUGGUGGUGUAGCAAUGAGUCCUUUUUGACUAGCCAAAGCAGUCAACUAGCACAUUCACUAAUUUGUUUGUAAACAAUUAACAAGCUCGUUAGCUACCAUGUUCUUGUCAAACUGUCAACAGAGUGGCUAGCAAGCAACAAGAUAUGCCAAAUGAGUCUAAAAACCAUUAGCGGGCAAAUAAAUCCGAUUUGACUGUUCAGACAAGUUGCAUGGCCAGGAAUCUGAUUAGUACCUGAUUUCAACCCACCUACGAAGGUGUUUUGAAAUAUGUUUCUGUUCAUACUGCAGGAAAAAUAACAGAUUUGAAUCUUAUAUGCAUUUUUUUUUUGUUACUUCAAACUGCCAAUGUGAACAAGGCUUUAGACUCCCAACUAUCAUAGCGUUAUACACGGAGUAUACAAAACAUUCAUUGGGGAAUGGACUCUACAAGCUGUCAAGCGUUCCCACAGGGAUGCUGGCAAAUGUUGACUUCAAUCCUCGCCACAGCUGUGUCAAGUUGGCUGGAUGUCCUCAAACACAGGAAACUGUUGAGUGUGAAAAAUCCAGCAGCGUUGCAGUUCUUGACACUCAAACCGGGGUACCUGGCACCUUACACCGUUCAAAUGCACUUAAAUAUUUUGUUUAGCUGAUUUCACCCACUGAAUGGCACACAAACACAAUCCUCGUCUCAA